AUGGUGUCAUUGAAGUUCCAAAAGCGUCUGGCUGCCAGCGUUCUCAAGUGUGGAAGAGGCAGAGUUUGGCUUGAUCUUAAUGAAGGAAACAAAAUCUCCAUGGCCAAUUCUCCUCAGAACAUCAGAAAAUUGGUGAAGGAUGAUUUCAUCAUCAGGAAACCAACCAAAAUUCACUCGAGAUCUCGUUCUCGCAGAAUGAAGGAAACCAAGAGGAAAGGCCAUCACACUGGAUAUGGUAAGCCCAAAGGUACCAAGAAGGCUAGACUGCCUACCAAGGUGGCUUUGGAUGAGGAGAAUGGAGUUCUCUGGUGUUUGCUUCACAAGUACAGGGAAUCAAAGAAGAUUGACAAACACAUGCAUCAUGACAUGUAUAUGAAGGUGAAGGGUAAUGUCUUCAAGAACAAGCGUGUGCAGAUGAAAAAUAUCCACAAGACAAAGGCUGAGAAGGCUAGAGAAAAGACCUUGUCCGACCAAUUUGAGUGA
Messenger RNA from Capsicum annuum, 483 nucleotides. RefSeq names its product 60S ribosomal protein L19-1-like. Gene Ontology annotation, cellular component: cytosolic large ribosomal subunit; ribosome. The record is from RefSeq and is a predicted model, not a curated record. The transcript has a single exon. Bases 1 to 483 code for a protein of 160 amino acids. Gene Ontology annotation, biological process: translation. Gene Ontology annotation, molecular function: structural constituent of ribosome; RNA binding. Lineage: Eukaryota; Viridiplantae; Streptophyta; Magnoliopsida; Solanales; Solanaceae.